Messenger RNA from Lontra canadensis (Northern American river otter), 366 nucleotides. RefSeq names its product serine peptidase inhibitor Kazal type 9 (gene SPINK9). The transcript has 4 exons. Lineage: Eukaryota; Metazoa; Chordata; Mammalia; Carnivora; Mustelidae. Bases 1 to 366 code for a protein of 121 amino acids. The record is from RefSeq and is a predicted model, not a curated record. Gene Ontology annotation, molecular function: protein binding.
AUGAAAGCAACAGCCUUUGCCUUGCUCUUGGCUCUGGCACUUAUGACCAUCUUCAAUGUAGAAUGUGCCACACACCCUCAACAGGUUGAUUGCAGUAAAUAUAAGAAGUUACCACCAGGAAAAGAGGGAAUUUGUUAUGAAAUAUAUGCACCAAUUUGUGGAUCUGAUGGCGAAACUUACCCUAAUGAUUGCUUCUUUUGUCAUGAAGUUCAGCAGUAUCAUAAUCCCUAUCCCCAGAGCAGCCCACCGGGACAGAUUUUGGCUGUUUUUAAUUACUCACAGAGAGAUAAAUGUGAGCUCUCUGCUGCACAGCCUUUCCAGGCCAAGGGCACUAUGUCCAUUGGUGUUGUAGAGAAUGCCUGCUAG